GGAGUCAGAACCUGCAUCCAUUUCUGCUUCACGCUUUCCAUCGACUCACCUACGGGUACCUCUCUUUUCCGCACACAGAGCAGCUCUGUGCUAUAAACCUCCAACCUUCCGUCCUCACACACCUAAAAGGGAAAUACCGUGAUGUGCCUAGGGCGCGGGAACUGCGAGUCUGGGAGUUUGAAAAGCGAGACUGCUUCCGCUCUUCCCCUUCUCUUGAACUCUGCUUAAGUUCUCUGUGGUCUGCAAGGUCGGGGAGCAGUCCUGGAGCGCCUGCAGGUGACCACCACCCCUACCCCCACCAAGCUUUGACAAAUCUCAGUUCAAAGAAUGUUGAGCCGAGCCGCGGUCAGGCGCUCAGGGAGACUGGGUGCUGGCUGCACGCAGGGCCAUUGGGAGCCUAUGGGACAGAUCGCCUUGGCCCGGCUGACUGAGUCUCUGGGCGCUGCCCUGGCUGUGUGGAAGCUCCCAGGAUCCGGCAGGCGUGAAGCAGCCGCUCCUGCCCUGCCAGCAAUUGGAAACUGGAAAUGAGAGAGCAUGACUGAGCGGGAGUUUUGGAGGGAGUUUGCAUGUGGUCAGCUCUGGGCUCCUAAGCCAGCCCCCAGCUCACAUUACACUCUAUUUAUAACCUCUCCGAGCCAUUUCCCCCAUGAAAGCAGUUCUCUGGGACCACCUUCUUUUGGCUUCCACCUCUCCCACACUUGACAUCUGAGCAGCUGCGAGGGAAGCUCCUCCAGGUCCCAGUGUUUAUAUGUGCAGGAGACUGGCCGCUAAGGUUUAGGACUGGGAUUAGCCAGCUCUGCUGAAACGCGCGACUCCUAAGGAGUGUGUGUGUGCGUGUGUUGGGGAGAAAGAGUUCUAGGACUUUCAGUGAAAAGUGACAGAGCUUGGUGGCCUUUGGGACCAUCGUGAAGUCUUCUGCCUGGAAGUCCAGACGUGCAUGCCAUGGAACACCCCCUCUUUGGCUGCCUGCGCAGCCCCCACGCCACAGCGCAAGGCUUGCACCCUUUCUCGCAGUCUUCUCUGGCCCUCCAUGGAAGAUCUGACCACAUGUCCUACCCCGAACUCUCCACAUCUUCCUCGUCUUGCAUAAUCGCGGGAUACCCCAACGAGGAGAGCAUGUUUGCCAGCCAGCAUCACAGGGGGCACCACCACCACCACCAUCACCACCAUCACCACCACCAGCAGCAGCAGCACCAGGCUCUUCAGAGCAACUGGCACCUCCCGCAGAUGUCCUCCCCGCCGAGCGCGGCCCGGCACAGCCUGUGCCUGCAGCCCGACUCGGGAGGGCCUCCCGAGCUGGGGAGCAGCCCUCCGGUCCUGUGUUCCAACUCCUCCAGCCUGGGCUCCAGCACCCCGACCGGAGCCGUGUGCGCACCCGGGGACUAUGGCCGCCAAGCGCUGUCACCCGCGGAGGUGGAAAAGAGAGGCGGCGGCAAGAGGAAAAGCGACAGCUCAGAUUCCCAGGAGGGAAAUUACAAGUCAGAAGUGAACAGCAAACCUAGAAAGGAAAGAACAGCUUUUACCAAGGAGCAAAUCAGAGAACUCGAGGCAGAAUUUGCCCAUCAUAAUUAUUUGACCAGACUGAGAAGAUAUGAGAUAGCAGUGAAUCUAGAUCUCACCGAAAGACAGGUGAAAGUGUGGUUCCAGAACAGGAGAAUGAAGUGGAAGCGGGUCAAAGGCGGACAGCAAGGGGCUGCAGCUCGAGAAAAGGAACUGGUGAAUGUGAAAAAGGGAACGCUUCUCCCAUCAGAGCUGUCGGGGAUUGGUGCAGCGACCCUACAGCAGACAGGGGACUCACUAGCAAAUGACGACAGUCGCGACAGCGACCACAGCUCAGAGCAUGCACACUUGUGAUACACACAGGGACCAGCUCCAUUCUCAGGAAAGCGCCACUGUGACGGCAAGCCUUACCCAAACAUCGUUUACAUGGCAGAUGACUGUGGCAGCGGUGCUUAGUAUAAUCAAAUGCAGGCAUCUCAAGUCUUGUCUCUCGCGGUUGAUAGAAGGUUUACACUAAGUGCCUCUUAUUGAAGAUGCUUCCACAGUGAAAUUGGAGAAGGGGAGCGUAUUCCAAAUACACUUGUUCCUAUAUGUGACAGAGAGGGAGAUGAGUGUUUGCUUUGGGUUUCACUGAAAAUUAAACUGCCACCAAGAGCAAACUCGAUAAGAAGUUUCUUUUCAAGAUGUCUCCAAGGCGAAGAUGUUAAAAAUGAAAAUGCUUUAAACAUUCCAGUUGUACCAGGUCAUGCGUGUGACAUUGGGCAGGUAUUUGCUUUUGCUUGCACUGAAAAGUAAAUUGCUAUCAAGUUAACCCAUGAAAUAGUUUAUCCUGAACAGCCACAGUGCCUGAAAUCACCAAGUGGAUGGAAAAUGUAUUCAAACUCUGUAUAUAUUACCCCUAAAUCAUGUUCCUGUCUUCACUAAUUUUAGCAAACGCAUUCAUAUUAGCUGAUGAAUAUAGGUUUUCCCAUUGACAAGCACAGCCAAGCUUCCUGUACUUUUAUACAGUUUUGUCAGUCAGAGACAGUCAGUCUGUGCUUACUUGUGUUCAUGUAGAGAAAAUGAAGCAGAGUCUGAUAGGACAUAUUCUUGUACCACAGACAAAACAAAUCUUCUGUUGCAUUUACUAUCAACUGCUGCUGAUACAUUAUAGAACAUACCUAGCCCCUCGAGUCUUCCUCUCUUAUAGCUUGAAAAACCUUAGGAUCAUAGGCAGAUCAGUUACCUUGCAGAAAGAGUGUUGCGUGGCAAAUGUCUAACUUUAUAUCUUUAAAUUGUUAGUGUUUAUGGAUGUGAUUCAUUUAACAGGGAAAAGGUUUUUUCCUCGUUGUUUAAGAUAUCAAACCAAGUGCCAAAGCUAAUUCUUCAAGAGAAUAGAUGAAACAUUCUGAAUGUCUGAAAAUUAGACUCAGCAAAAAUACCUUAUUUUUCAUAUGCUCUAUAUUCAUGCAAAACAAGUCUUUGUAUUUUGUAAAAAAAAAAUUGAAUAAAUGAUCCUUCAAAUAA
Messenger RNA from Peromyscus maniculatus bairdii (prairie deer mouse), 3006 nucleotides. RefSeq names its product mesenchyme homeobox 2 (gene Meox2). NCBI's taxonomy places the organism in Eukaryota, Metazoa, Chordata, Mammalia, Rodentia, Cricetidae. Gene Ontology annotation, biological process: positive regulation of transcription by RNA polymerase II; somite development. The record is from RefSeq and is a predicted model, not a curated record. Gene Ontology annotation, cellular component: nucleus. Gene Ontology annotation, molecular function: DNA-binding transcription factor activity, RNA polymerase II-specific; RNA polymerase II cis-regulatory region sequence-specific DNA binding.